Ctenocephalides felis (cat flea) is the source of this 2764-nucleotide messenger RNA. RefSeq lists its product as uncharacterized. Lineage: Eukaryota; Metazoa; Arthropoda; Insecta; Siphonaptera; Pulicidae. Bases 97 to 2544 code for a protein of 815 amino acids. The record is from RefSeq and is a predicted model, not a curated record. The transcript has 13 exons.
GAUUUUAUUUGCGCGCCAAAUAAACAAGAUCAUAUCCUUGAAUUUCAUAAAGCUUAUAGAAAAUUAUUAUCCCGAAGGCUAUGGGAGUGCGUCACCAUGCAAAGACUCGAUUCUACCGCCAACCGAAAUAUUAUCAACACCAGAUCACUUGGGCAUUCCCGACGUGUAAACAUACUACGCCGAGGCAAGGGUACGCGUAGCAGUAGUAGUAGGGGUAGUAGGUCAUCAUCACCUACCGUCUCAUCACCGAAAGGGAAGUCGAAGCAAAAGGCCUCGAAAACAAUUAUUGAAACCACAUGCAUUUCGGAUAAUGGAAUCAAUGAUCAUUUAAAUGAACCUUUUGCGGUACUGACUACGGUUGGACUUACAAGAAACAGUGACAAUACGUCGGGAAAGAUGCAUCUGAACUCUACGCAAGAAGAAGUUUUGCCAGAGGAAGGCAAAGUUUUAUUAGUUAAAGAUGCAAUUGGAAGUUCCAACGGUGAUGGUAACUUGCAGCCCGAAAAAAUAGAUGAAGAUGUAGCUUCCGGUAAUGAAGUUGAUGGAAUCGAAUCUUUGGUUGAAUGCUGUAUGGAACAAGAUGAUGAUAAAGUGGUAGCUAAAGCCGAGGAUAUUAGUACUUUAGAUGCUGUAGAUGAAUCGGCUUUGGAUUGCACCGUCAAGAAUAGUCCAGCAGCUUCUGGAGAUCAAGAUGACAAAAAAUCCGUGCCAAAAAUUAAAGUUAAAGAUAAUUUGUUAGAAAGUAAACCAUAUGAAAAAAAUUCGCUAGUCGAAAAAAUUAAAUUAAUGGAAGAGAGUAAUUCGUUGGACGAAACCGGAGCAGUGUCUGAUGAAGACAAUCUGAUGAUUGAUAUUAACCCGGCUGAUGUACAGUGUGUUCAAGAUGAUAAAGACUCUGAAUCUUCACAAGAUAGCGUAGAAUUUAGACUGACCCAUAGAAAAAAUAAGCGCAAGUCAAACAGAAACCUACGAGAGCAAGAAGAGAUUUCUUUCGCAGCUAAAAAAUUUAAGAGACAAAUUGAACAAACAUUCAAUAGGCGCGAUAAAGUAAUAAAGGAUUAUUUCCAAAAAACGGAAUCUUUUACAGCUAGUACAAAAGAGAAUAUAAAACAUAUGACACAACACAUGGAACUAAUCAUGAAUGAAAUACGUCAGUUGAAUGAUCUCAUACGUCAAAAGGAACAAGAAUGGAAUGAGUUAGUCUACUUGCAAAAAGCGAAAGAAGAAUUAUUAUUAAGAUUGUCAAGAAAGAGGGACGUAAUGUUAAUGCGUAUGAAAGUUGAUGAUGGUCACAAUACGAGUAGUGACCUGAAUGAUAUGACAAGGCUGAACUCUAACUGUUCUAACAAUGCUGUUAGUUUAACAAAUAUUUUAUCAAAAAGUAUGUUUCCAAAUUAUUUCUCAAAUGCAGCGCCUGUUAAUGGGGAGGUCACUAAUAAAAUUGAACCUCAAGUUAAUCAUUUUGCAAAUAAUGUUCAUAAUGGGGUAACAGUUUUACCAGUAAAUAGUGGGAGCAAUUUCCAAGCUAAGAUUCAGCUACCUCCGCAAGCCCAUAGCAAUAAUAUUAUUAAAAAUGGUCCAAUGAAUCAUUUUAAUAAUCUUGGCAAUAUCAAUCAUAAUCAAUUUAUGCUCAACCAGCAACUGAACAGUCCUAUCAAUGGUCGACAAGGUCUAGUCAAAGAUGUAAAAUCUAUAAUUGCAGACUACAGGCAACAGCAUCCGGAAGUAGUUCCAAAGAGGGGAAGACGUAUGAAGUCUGUAUUGCAAAGUAACAAUGUUGGAAUUGCUGAUGGAGCAAAUGAUGCUAAUAGACUUUCUGAACUUGGCCUGUUACUGUCUAAUAAUGAAAUGGGAUCAAGACCAUCUAGUUCUGAAUCAAAUGAUAAUGUGCUUCUGCGCAACCAACAUUUCCAAUUAAACAGUGAUAAUGGCAUCCCAUUAUCUUUAAUGAAUGAUAUUUCGCGAACAAGUGAUAUUUCUCUGCAUCCAAUAAAUGGCAAUCUAGAAGACACUGGAAAGCAGCAAAGUUUGCUUCAUGGUAUAUUAUCUAAGAAGUCUCAACGAACUACAACAAGUACAUCUGAUUCAAAUGCUUACACUUCAACUUUGGCACGAUUGCUGACAGCCCCAGAAAGAAAUUCCAGUAAUACAUCAAUAAAUCACCUACCAUCUACAUUGGCUGAAAGGCUUGGAGGGAAUAUAAGCAACAGGAAAACCAUGAUUGUAACAAAUGAAAGGAGUAAAAGAAGAUGUACAGAUGAAGUUACCAUAACUCCUAUAGAUAAUAGGCCUGCUGUUGAAUCAAACGAGGUAAAAGAAGAGCCAAAAGAUUCAGGAGAGCAUCAUAUAGAAAUAAAUAUCAAUGGUGAAAGUGCUGUGACAGAAGAAAAUGGAGAUGAGGAAGAGGAAACUCCACCAGCCUGUCAAGGCUGUAAUAAAUCUGAAGCACAUUAUGUUUGUGCAGGCUGUGCUAAUCAAUGGUAUUGUUCGAGAGAAUGUCAGGUGAAUGCUUGGGAAGUUCAUUCAGAGGUUUGCAAGGGUUAAGACGAGCAUGAGUAAUGUGUUGUCUUUACUUGAAGUGUUCAACUUUCAUUUUUGUUAAAUCAACAAAACUGAUGUGACAAUUUUGCCAAAAUAUCUUAGGAGUAUUAUUAUUUAAUAUAGUCCAAUGCAUAUUUAAUGAAUACAUAUAUAACUGUUGUUUUAAAAUGAAUUUGUAUUAUAUCGCUAUUAUAUCAUAAAUAAUAUUGUGUUUUUGUAAUAA